Messenger RNA from Cantharellus anzutake, 875 nucleotides. RefSeq lists its product as uncharacterized. The record is from RefSeq and is a predicted model, not a curated record. Bases 1 to 609 code for a protein of 202 amino acids. Lineage: Eukaryota; Fungi; Basidiomycota; Agaricomycetes; Cantharellales; Hydnaceae. The transcript is spliced from 4 exons.
AUGUGGACGUCUCUUUUGGAACCCAAAACUGGUCAGAUCUCGAGGAACCGGCGAGUUGCUCCAAGGGUACUCCAGAACAAGGGAAGGAAAGCAAAGUCCGGAGCUACUAGGAAGGACGCCGAAGCGACAAAAAGCCCACAUGUGGACGUCUCGUUCAGAGCUAUGGAAUACAAGAAAUUCCGAGUGGCAAUCUUAACAUUCGAUAGGAACAGUAUGAAUGCAAGAGAAGAGAAGGAAUCAAUGAAAGCCGCAAGGCUAUCACAGCUGCAGUUUUAUAGAUCUAGCCAGGCUAGCGAGCACAAAAUGAGACCGGAUUCGAGAGACUUCUUAAAGAGUCCCCACUUGUCGCAGUUCAGUCGAACCCGACAGUGGCUCUGGGGUCAAAGCUCCGAGGGGAGGGGCGGGGGAUGUUUGUGUAUCGCGUUUACAGCAAAGGCCUCCUUAGAGUCCCCACUUGUUGCGGUUCAGUCGAUCCCGACAGUGGCUCUGGGGUCGAAGCUUCACGGGGAUACGAUCUCUUUAGAGUCCCCACUUGUUGCGGUUCAGUUGAACCCAACAGUGGCUCUGGGAUCCGAAGCUCCAACGCGACUUAGAGCGAAGACUUCUUAAAGAGUCCCCACUUGGCGUGGUUCAGUUGAACCCGGCAGUGGCUCUGGGGUCGAAGCUCUAAGAGGGGGGGUGGGGGUGGGGGUAUAUCGCGUCCACAGCAAAAGCCUCUUAAGAGUCCCCACUUGUUGCGGUUCAGUUGAUCCCGACAGUGGCUCUGGGGUCGAAGCUUCACGGGGAUACGAUCUCUUUAGAGUCCCCACUUGUUGCGAUUCAUUGGAAUAAUCCGACAGUGGCUCUGGGAUCCGAAACUCCAACGCGACUUAGGG